AAAAAGUAUCACCACACAUGAAAAAUCAAAUUAGUCCUCCUCAGAAUUCCGUUUUUGAUUCUUCAUCUAUCUAGGGUUUUAUGGAUUCUUCGACCGGGUAGGGUGGGAAAUAAAGGUCUAGAGUUCGAAUCUUGAAGUGCCAGCAUUUUCGCGAAGGCCGGGGUUACCCCUCGCUCUACGAUAUAUAUUCUCAAAACUCUUUACGAGAACAAAGUCACGAAGUUUGCUUGAGCUGCAAGCGACAAGUUUAGAAUUUUAAUGGCGUAGACGAAUGCAGAAUACUUGUAAGAGCAGAAACCCCAGGGGUCGGUGCUGCUAUGCCUUUUCGCCUUUACAGAUAAAUUUCUCUGUAAAAAAUGCCCACCUUUUCUGUUAUUGCCUUGGACAGGAUUUUAGAGCCUACUACUAGUAAUAAUAAUGGCAGUAGAAAUAAUAGCGGCAGCGCGUCUGGCAAGACUAAGGUUCAAGAUGAGAAUGGAAAUAAAUCCUCGAAGAAGCCAAAGAAUGUGAUUUCACCGUCACUUUACGCAACGCCUCAGAGAACCCCUAUUCCUGACUAUCCAACGUCUUUUAAUCCUUCUCCCUAUGUCGUUGAUCACAAAAGGCGGGUGCCUUUUGUUGUGAAAGAUGUGAAGGGGUUCGAGCCCAGGACCAAGGAGAACCGAACCGAGGGAAAAGGUGAGAACGAUACAAGUAUUGUUGAGGGCGAAGCUAUUGCGGUUUCGGAUGGCCCGGAAUUUGUCGAAACUACGGUGAAAAAUAAAUACUUGACUUUGGCCGGGGGUUUGGAUUCAGGAGACAGUAUGGCGAAUGAGGUACCUGAGGAUUCUGUUUUGGGUGUGGGAGGACUUCGUCAUAAUUUUGGGCUGAAAGAGGAAAAAGAGAGUGAUUGUGAUGAUGAAUUUUUAGAGGUGGAUGAAUGGAAGAGUGUUGCGAGCAGCAGCGAUGCGGAGUCGAGGUCUAGGAGGAGCUACAAUUUUAGUACACAGACUGGGCAAAGUGAAUAUUUUGAUGCAAUGGAAGAUAUUUACACUGAAGAUGCAGCAUCACAGACUUCAGAGUCAUAUAACACAAUGCUACAAAGUGAACUUGACCGUUUAAAGCAGAAUCUCUCUAUAGAGAUGGAACGAUGCAAGGUGGCAGAAGAAACAUUAACUCACAUGAAGAACCAGUGGCAAGAGAUGGCAAAGAAGUUCUCAGUUGCUGGUUUAUCAUUUCCUUCCAUAAGAAUUGGUUCACCAAGUCAGCCUUUGGAAGAGAGCCCUGUUGAUGUAAUCUGCACACAAAUUAUUGUUGCAAGAUUGGUAUCUGGAGCUAUUGGAAGGGGCUCAGCUAGGGCUGAGCUGGAGGAAGAGAUGGAGGCAAUUAUUGAAGGAAAAAAUCGUGAAAUUGCAAGAUUGCGUGACAAGCUGCAGUACUAUGAGGUGCUCAAUCAUGAAAUGUCUCAAAGGAAUCAAGAAGCCAUUGAGAUUGCACGCAGACGCCGGCGUACACAAAAGAAAAGACAGAGAUGGAUCUGGGGUUCGAUAGCUGUGGCAGUCACCAUUGGCACCACAGCUUUACUACAGUCUUACCUGACACGAAGUGAAAAGCGGGAUUAUAAAUCUCCAUGGGCUACUGAUGCUGACAAUCAUGGAACUGCAACUGAUAAUUUAGAGAUCUGAUAGCCAUGCUAUGCUUUAUAGUAUUCAUUCAAAAUUCUCAGCAGAAUAUUGUGUUUUGUUUAACAAAACUUGAUGCUAAUAGUUAGUUAAUCAGUGAUUCAGUAAUCUUGUAGAUUUGAGCGGAAUAGAGUAUAUAGAGUUGUAUCAUUGAGUGAUAAAAUAAAAAUUGCAUUAAAUAA
Molecule: messenger RNA, 1843 nt
Organism: Cryptomeria japonica (Japanese cedar)
Lineage: Eukaryota; Viridiplantae; Streptophyta; Pinopsida; Cupressales; Cupressaceae
Exons: 3
Coding region: 357-1664 (435 amino acids)
Source: RefSeq, a predicted model, not a curated record